This is a messenger RNA of Gasterosteus aculeatus aculeatus (three-spined stickleback), 5214 nucleotides long. RefSeq names its product Ras association and DIL domains (gene radil). Gene Ontology annotation, molecular function: GTPase binding. Gene Ontology annotation, cellular component: microtubule. NCBI's taxonomy places the organism in Eukaryota, Metazoa, Chordata, Actinopteri, Perciformes, Gasterosteidae. The record is from RefSeq and is a predicted model, not a curated record. Gene Ontology annotation, biological process: neural crest cell migration; signal transduction; substrate adhesion-dependent cell spreading.
CUGUGGAGUUUGUGAAGCCAACAGCAGCACCAUGUUCUACGGUUCUUCCUCUGGGGCCAGCAUGUCCCUGCCAUCCAAGAGCCGGCUGAAACGCCAGAGCAGGACCUUCACACAGGUCCUGUACCGUACGCUGAGCUACAGAGACCGCGUCCCAGUAGAGACCGGGACAAACACCCGCGGGGACCGGCGCUCCACCACCGAACCCCCGGAGCGGCCGGCCGACGACCCGGCCGAACUGUCCACGCAGAGCUCGGCCCCCGGCGUGCUGAAGAUCUUCGGGGAUGAAAUCUGUGCCGGCGCCAACUACAAGAGCGUCCUGGCCACCCCGCGCUCCAGCGCGCAGGAGCUGGUCAAAGAGGCGCUGGAGCGCUACUCCCUGAACAAGAACGCGGCCCACUCCUACGUGCUGUGCGACGUGAUCGGCCGGUUGGAGGAGGAGGAGGAGGAGGAGGUGGAAGGGGGCGGCGGCGGGAUCGGCGGCGGAGGAGGCGCCUGGCGAACCGAGUGCCUGCGUGCGAUGGGGGACAACGAGAAGCCCCUGUUGCUGCAAGAGCUCUGGAAACCCCGAGAGAGACACGCUCGCAGGUUUGAGCUGCGCCCGAGAACAGAGGUGGAGGAAUUCAACGCCAAGGAAGACACCGUCUCCGCAGGGCCCAAAACCUCCCAAUUCCUGGCGGCUCUAAUGGGUCGGUCCGGGCUUGGCAAGCACAGGAGCUCCCCCCUGCGCUGUGGUCGGGUGGUACAGUCCAGCUCUAAAGAUAUUAACGCUCAGGCCCGUAAGCUCCAGAGGAACAGGGCAAAGGGCACCCUGACGCUGCCCCGAUCCAGCAACUCGUCCUUCAGUCGAAGCCUGAGCGAGACCAGCCUCAACCAGCUGGGAGUGGGAGAUGAGCCCAAGCGCUACUACUCCACCCUGCCGGGGCCCCUGAGGGCCCGGGAGCGCGAGGCGGCCUCAGGCGGCCGGAGGAAGGAGGAGGGGGGGAGUCAGCCGGGUGUGCGGCACUCGCUUUACCAGUCCCCGCACCUGCUGCUGCUACAGGGGUACAAUCAGCAGGACUGCUUGGUGUACCUGCUGAACAGAGAGCAGCACACGGUUGGUCAGGAGACUCCGUCGGCCCGCCCCAACAUCUGCCUCUUCUCCCCCGACAUCCUGCCCCUCCACUGCCGCUUGCGCCGAGUCCCCGCGCCCCGUCGCCACGCCAACGGCAGCACCAAGGGGGAGGAGGCGGAGGGGAGCCCGCGGUCCUGCGUGGCGGUGGAGCCGGUGCUCCACGCCGCGGUGCUGGUGAACUUUUCCCGAUGUGAGCGCUCCACCACGCUGCGGCACGGCGACCUGCUCUCGUUCGGGGCGCAUUACAUCUUCCUGUACAAGGACCCCACGGGCGCCAAGCCCCUCCCCGCUCAGACCUUGGCCCGCCUCCGCUCCCUGGGGCAGGUUUACGACGCCGGCUGGGAGGAAGGGGAGGGCGGCGCGCACACUUGUAAGAUGUGCGGUUCCGUCCUGAAGGACAAGGCGGCGCAGGUGUCCAGUGUUCCCGCGAUCCGACGCAGCUUCAAGCCCCACCUGGUGAAACCCCGCGGCGGGGGGCCGGCGGCGGGGGGGCCCCAUGGUUCGACCGGAGGGGAAGGAGGACGAGCGGGAGGCGGUCAGAAAAGAAGGCUGCAGCUGGAAUUUGAUCAGAGUCACGAAGACCAGCUGCUGAACAGGAUCGUGUCUCUCAUCGAACCCGGAGGAGACGACCAUAAGCUGACCCCUGCCUACCUGCUGUGUCUCUGCAUUCAACACUCGGCUUCAACCUUCCAGCCGGGGAGUUUUGGGAAACUACUGCUCAAGAUCGUCCGACUAAUCCAGAGCAUUGCAUGGGAGAAGACAAAGGAGCUGGCUCAGAAGCAAGCUCAGCAUAACCAGGACCCAGCCAACCUGUCUCUGCUCAGUAUCUCUGACUUGAUCCCAGACCUGCAGACCAUCUUCUUCUGGAUGUCCAACUCCAUUGAGAUCCUCUACUUUAUACAGCAAAGAGCACCGGCGUACACACACUGCAUAGAGACACUGCAAGGGUCAAAGGAGUCGCUGCUAUCUGCGACCAUAUCAGCCAAUGAGGAGGCAAUGACCAUCUUGGAAGAAGUGAUAAUGUACACUUUCCAGCAAUGUGUCUACUAUAUCACCAAGGCUCUGUACGUAGUGUUACCAGGUCUGUUGGACUGUAAUCCGUUCCCAGUCGACAGCUCUGAGCCCUGCUGGAAAGGAGGUGUCGGGUUUCCCGAACCAGUGCGCAGGGUCCUCCAGGUGUUUCAGAAUGGCCAGGAGCUUCUGCAGGGCUACCAGGUCCACCUGGAGAUUCAGGCUCAGAUGUUUGCAUAUCUCUUCUUCUUCUCCAACGUGUCUCUGUUUAACCAGCUAAUGGACAAAGGUGCAUCUCGGGGUUGGUUCCAGCGCUCGAAGGUGUUGCAGAUUCAGGCGUGCCUGCGGAUGGUGAUGGAGUGGGCGAGCAGGUCCGGUCUGGGACAUCUGGCGGACAAAUUCUUCACUAAACUCAACAGCGCUGUGUCCAUACUGGCCACGCCCCCACAACAGCUCACACAGAUGAGUUGGCGAGCUUUGUCCAGUGAGCAUCCGGCUCUGAAGCCGGUCCAGCUGCACAGGAUUCUCACUCAGUACCAGCUCACAGCAGAGAUCGGCCCCGUCCCAACAUGGCAACCCGGCAGCGAGGAUGAAGCGUAUAUAUACAGAACAGUGGACCUCCUGGAGAGCUUUGAGAACCACCCCCCCAUAGUGCUGCCCAGCGCCGGCUUCAGAGUGGACCUGGACAGCGAGUGUGUGGAAGACAGCAUCUACAGGCAGCUGCUGUACGUCCGCCACUAUCUGUGGGGGCUGCGCACCAAGACGCAAACGCACACCAACACUGUGCACACACACUCCAAUGGAACCAACACAGCUGACUGGCCCGACGUCCAGACUCCACACGCGACUCAGAGGGAGUUGCUGCCCGCGGCCCACAGCAGCCCCCGCGCUGCGGGUCCCGGGGACGAGGGGCCGGCAGAGGCGGGAGAGGACAGGGGACGGGACCGGCCCCCGGGCCAGUCGCACGCGCACAGCCUCCGAAGGAACGGCACCGUCCACCACAGUCGCACCGCCAAUCCAGACCCGUCCUGCCUUCUGACCCCUCCCAAAGCCCCGCUGUACCCGGAGGGAGGAGGAGGAGGGAACAUCAUGGGCCCCAACACUCACACCAACGGCUACACCAUCAGAACGGUGGCGGAGAGUAAGAAGAGCAACGGACUCCUCAGCAACGGACUGGAGGGGUGUAUAAGUGGGUCUGAGUUUCCUUUCCCUGUGUCCUCCCUUGGCGCCUCUUCCCUUCCUGAUGACUUGUGUGUGGUGUUUGUAGUGGAACUGGACAAAGGACCCUACGGACUGGGCAUGGGACUCAUCGACGGCCUGCACACUCCUCUCAACGCUCCGGGCAUCUACAUCCGGACCCUCAUCCCAGACGGGCCGGCGGCCUCCGACGGCAGACUGAGGAUCGGAGAUCGCAUCCUGGCCGUGAACGGGACCAGUCUGAUCGGAGCAGACUACCAGAGCGCGGUGGACCUGAUUCGCCUGGGAGGAGGCCGCCUCCGCUUCCUGGUGGCCAAGUCUGACCCCGACGUCUCGGAGAAGAUCAGCGCCUCCUCCUGCUGAUCGCCCUCCUGAGCCGUGAGAGGACAGACGUGUGCACGCGCAGAUGACGCUCCGAACCGCUUCCCCUCCCGGCGAACCUGUAACCCAUCACAAGGAAUACGCUGCGAGGGCAAAGUGGCCUAAUUAAUCAGCGGUUGAGGCACGCCAGGUAAUACGCCAGAUAACACGCCAGUCUGAUGUGGUUUUCAAAGCACAGCCGAGUUUCUCUUCAGUCCGCGAUCAGAGCUUGUGACCACAUCACUUUUUUUUUUUUUUUUCACCUGUAUUUUUAGAAACUCAGUCAUUAAGUAGCGUGGUAAAAUAGCUACCCAGCUCUCUAACGGAAGGACUCUGAAACGCUUCUUUAUGAUUCCAAGAGACUUUGCAGAGGAACAAGAGGACGCCCUCGGUGAACCUGGAGGCUUUUACACAGCGCUUUAAGUGCGUUGGAGGUUUUAUAUUUCGGUUUGUUGGCCACUCAAAGUCUGCUCAACAGACCCUUGUGUCCAAAUGUUGCCUUUAGUCGUUUUGUACUGGAGUGUGGGUCACCGAGGGAGGCGACUCGAGACCCGCAGACCUCUCUGCUCUCCCAUUUCCCUUUUAACUUAACCGCUGGACUUUAUACCGCAGCUGGGAAAAGAGCAGCUGUGGGGAUGUGCAGAUGUUGUGGGACAUUCUUUAUUAUAUAUGACUGGAUCAUCGGGGAAACGCGCUUCACUUUCUAAUGCACAACCCCUGUUUAAACAAAGCUCACUUUUGUUGUGAAUAUAUGCUUUAUGUAUCUGGUUACGGGGAGUGAAAUAGUGUGUAAAUAUGUAACACUUGGUCACACACUGUUUGAGCAGUCAGAAGAGAAACUAAUCAAUCAUGGUCAAUAUACUGGUCACUAAAACCUACGGAUGGAAAGGAUUCUUUUUCUAAAAGUUAUAAAUGUAUUAAAGUACUAUGAACAGGAAUUAAAGCUGCACUUUUUGGGGGGGCGACGACACCCAAUUUACAAAAAACUUUUGUACUGCUUUGAGCUGUGCACAAUGCAGGUAAGAGAACCAACAUGUUUUCAUGUCAUUCGGCUUUUUAAGAGUUCCAGAUCGCCUUUUAUUUUUAUAAAGUCCAAAACUUUGGUCACUGCAGAAGGAAAGCCACGAUGAGUCGGUUCUGUGCCACGCGGCGUCCUGAUGUGACCACCGUUCCGGGAGCAGUAACCCGCUGCAGAACCAGACGUUUUGUUUGCUCUCAUGUACAAGCAACUGCCCCCAACUUACUACAAAUCUUCCUUCCAGUUGAUCAAAAUAAUCUGUCCAAAUCCAAAAGAUUUCUUUUAAAAGUAUCAAACCCAAACAACAUAUGAGAAAGUUAAACCAGCACCAAAGCUGACGGCUUCAUUUCUAUUUGUCAGCCUGAACAUCGUUUCUCGCCGCCUCAGCUUUGUUUUACUUUACUUUUUUGCAGUAACAGUUUGAGUUCUCAAAUUUGUAUUACAAUGAUCUUGUGCAUGUCCAUUAUUUAUACUGUUGUGACAAUGAUGGUACCCAGAAUAAAGCUGGUUGGAUACC